AUGUCGUCCUCAUCUACUCCGGAUCCGUCAUCAGAACACAGCUAUACCAAAAUGGCUACUGCCGACGUCGAAGCCAUUGGCGCUCAUUGCCAGAUGACCUUCUGUCAUCAACUCGACUUUCUCCCUUUCAAGUGUGAGAGUUGCAAGNGGGUAAGUUUUCUUCUGUUCGCUUUUCUGUCUCUGCCACUGACAGGCAUCAGCAAAUUCUGUCUGGACCACCGAUCAGAGACAGCGCAUUCAUGUCCCAAUGCUGGUGCUUGGGCAAGAGCACGCGCCGCCCAACAACGAUCCACCUACACUCCUUCGCCCAAGCCUUCGGUUCUCACACACGAAUCGCAAUGCUCCGAGCCCUCGUGCAAGACACUGAUCAACACCGCUCUCGUACCCGGCGUCGAAUGCGAUUCCUGCAAUCGCAGCUACUGCUUAAAACAUCGUCUAAGAGAGUCUCACGACUGCGCCAAGCUCACUCCUAUAGGAGCUCGUGCGAACAAGGAGAAAGGGUUGAAUGCUCUGGCCAAACUGCGAGCUUGGGGUCAGGCCAAGCAGAAGAACAUGACGGCCGCCACAACCUCUACUUCCAACACCAAACCCUCGACAUCAUCAGCCAAGCCUCUCACUGCUGCUCAACGAGUUCGUGCCACUGCCGACCUGAAGAAGAAUGCCAAGGGUGAUUCCAAGGUACCCAUGGAAAAGCGCAUCUACAUCAACGUCGAGGCAUCAGCAGACACAACAAAGGCCAAACACCCCACUGGUCAAUUCUUCUAUUCGUCCGAGUGGAGCAUUGGUAGGAUCCUCGAUAUGGCUGCCACCUCACUACAAGUCGAGAAUCUCAACAACCGUGUAGACGGUGAAGCAGACAAGUUACGCGUCUUCCAUGUUGAAGGUGGACGACUGCUUGAUUUCGGUGAGAAGCUGGGUGCUGCUGUCAAGACGGGCAAUACUUUGGUUUUGCUCAGAGGCGUCGGUCCACCCGUUCCGGAUCUUAUCGUUCUUGACCCGUAG
Aureobasidium musti is the source of this 1002-nucleotide messenger RNA. NCBI's taxonomy places the organism in Eukaryota, Fungi, Ascomycota, Dothideomycetes, Dothideales, Saccotheciaceae. The record is from the annotation of a GenBank genome assembly.